AUGAUUAGCGAUGACGAUUACGAUAACGAUUAUGAUGACGACGAUGAUGGUGAUGUAAACGAAUUUGACGGUUACGAUGAUGAUGUCGAUGACGAUGAUGAUGAUGACAAUUUCAAUGACGAUGACGAUGACAAUGACGAUGAUGAUGACGAUGCCGAUAACGAUGACGACGAUGAUGAUGUACACGAUGAAGAUGAAGAUGACUACUUUGAUGACGAUGACGACCUUGAUGAUGAUAAUGAUGACAAUGACGUUAACGAUGACGACGACUAUGAUGAUGAUGAUGACGAUGAAGAUGAUGAUGAUGACGAUGAUGAUGAUGAAUACGGUGAUUACGAUCUCGUUGUCGAUGUCAUCGACAUCGUCGGAUGA
This is a messenger RNA of Parnassius apollo (apollo), 372 nucleotides long. Lineage: Eukaryota; Metazoa; Arthropoda; Insecta; Lepidoptera; Papilionidae. The record is from the annotation of a GenBank genome assembly.